Molecule: messenger RNA, 1923 nt
Organism: Cyprinus carpio (common carp)
Lineage: Eukaryota; Metazoa; Chordata; Actinopteri; Cypriniformes; Cyprinidae
Exons: 1
Coding region: 468-980 (170 amino acids)
Source: RefSeq, a predicted model, not a curated record
CCCUGUAACAUGAAAUGUAUCAUCUAAAAUAUCUCAUAAGUCAUUUGUUGGGUUCUUUGCGAGCAACAAAGCCUGUCAUGCGAGAGCAUCAGGAGGGGUGUUUAGUUUGAGUUGGUUCUGGCUAUAAUGGGUCCAUUGAAACCCACAGAGAAACAGUGCCAUGCAUUUUUAAUCAGGUGGCUUCUGAGGUCGCCUGCUCCAUUCUGAGGAUGUCAAUUAUGAGCAACAGUGGGACGAAACUGACAGAAAGACAAUGACAUUACCUCAUGACAGGAAGAGAGUGAUUUUAUUACAUUGAUCUGUCAUUUUCAUUUCCAAUAAGUGAGUGGCAGAACUCUUAUCUCCAAACAUCCGUUGCUGCAGUGUGCUGUAUGAAAAGAUAAGAUCAGAAACUAAAUAUCUCGGAUAAUAUUUUGUGUUAGACUGUAACAGACUGCACCUUCACUGAACCGCUUGAUGGUAGAAGCAUGAGAACAAGGAUAUUGCUGAGUGUUGCGUCUGGGUUUAUGAGCUUCUCCUGUGAGGCUGUGCGCAGUUGUGCAGAGAGCCAGUGUGCUGAAGACCAGCGAUGCUGCACCCAAAACAGCAGCAGCAGCAGCACCACGUCCGUCCGUCAACUCCCUCCGCACACUUUCCUGGACAAUCUGGAAUGGAUGGUCCGUAAGCUGUCUGGACUGCUGAUCCUGCUCUUGCUCUUCGUGGUGGGUUAUUUCAUUCAGCGUGUCGUAUGUCCUCGUCCCCGCCGUCAGACACCCGAGGAGCCAUCACUUCUGCAUGGACACGCGUCCCAGGACUCCCUCACAGGGGACUUCAGCUCCCCGGUGCUGUUGCUUCCCACGUACGAGGAGGUGAAUUAUCUGCCCACAUAUGAGGAGAUCAUGAUGGAGGUAAAUGGAGACAAUCUGAACUCAAACUCAGGAGCUAUAGAGCAAAGACAAGCAACAUUGCACACAUCUAGAAGACCCAUAAACUCUCUAUAAUCCACUCAGUGUGUUUGACUUGAUUCUGUAAUAGCUGAUGCAUUCACAAUAAUGCAUCCCAUGUGUCUUUAGCAGCUGUUCACUUUUUAGGACAUUGUUACAUUCAGGUUUGGCUCUUACAGUAAGUGUUUUGAAAUAAGCAGUCCUAUACAGUGCAAAUUGUGUGCAAAAAUGCGUCAGUAACUGUCUGAGUACACACGCAUGUGGACAUUCUGCUAAAUACAGUGUUGAUUACAGUUUUCAUUUAAUUGCUGGUCGUAUUGUGUGCACGUAAUCAGAAAUGAGAAAGAGAUGGACUGCUCAGAUACAAAUGAACGGGAGAAAUGCACAUUAGCUGGAACAACUUGAAAAAUAGUUUUUAGUGUGACUUUAAGUUAAAAAGCACAGUUUAUGAGACCACCACAGAUUUUACUGUUCAUUUGACAUGAUAUAUAAACGUGAUCCUGACAAACAAUUUUUGUUUUAUCCUUUCAACAAGCUCAGCGUGAGGUUCAGACCUUAAUAUCUCCGUUAAGACUUUGGAAACGUCCUUCCAAAGAAAAAAAUAAAUAAAUUCAUAUGAUAUGAUUUGUGGUAAAACAUAUGAUUUGUAAUGCAAGUAAGUAUAAAGCUGCUCCCUUAAAUCUUACCCUUGAUGGGGCAGGGCAGGUCACCGCAUGAAAAUGUAUGAGACUGUACAAAUUCGUUGCCAAUAUGCCAAAACUUAUAAUAGUUAGAAACUGUCAAGAGACUGGGUUGGCCACCAUCAACAGACAUGAACACACCUUUCAGAUGCAUUUCUGGAUAUCAGAAGAGCAAAACACAAAAGUAGUAAAAAAAAAAAAAAAAAACAUGAAAUGCAGAAAACCAGUCAUUUGCCUUUUUUGUACGUUGGAAUCUAACUUUAAGGUCAGCAGCAAAGACAUAAAGUGAAAAAAAAGAAAGUUUAUUUAUAUUAAGUUCA